CUUUUUAUAGUAAUUAAAAAGUGAGAAUUAGUAGAUUGGCUCUCACUUAAAGUUCAAAUCCGGCAUCGUUUAUGUAUCAAUGAGCAUUUAUCAUUUGAAAAUUCUCAAAACUCUUAGUUUAAAACCAGCAAAUCCUAAUUCAGACUUUAAAUCCUUCCUUCUAAAAAUAAAGUUUUGGAAUCCAUUUUUAAGCACAAAUCAAAUCAGAAUCAAUAAGCUCAGUAACAAAUUGUGGAACUUUUAUCCAUUCAGAAUUUUGAUGGUUAUAUUUUUAGCAAUCUAAAAGCCUUAAUAGAUUAUACAGAUUUUGACUAAUCCUUCUUAAAUUUUAUAAACAAAAAUCUAGCGUAUCCUUUGACUAAAAGACAUUGAUGAUUUAUCGGUAAAAUUAAGAUCUAAAUCCAUACAACCAUUGUUCAGAUCACGCUUUCUUCCAUUAGAUUGCAAAUAUAGUAAUGCCCAAGUUCCAACUCUGAUUCCAAAUUCUUGUAUUUAGAGUUUGUCAAAGAUCUUAGAUUAUAAAAACCUCCAAUCUCAAUAACACUUUAAUUUAAGGCACAGUUUAUAACACUCUAGAAUCAUAGAAACCCCUAUUAUUAACUUCACUAUUCAAAAAAUUUCCUAUAAACUUUUACAAGUUUCAUAUAAAAUAAUUUUGAAACCUAAUACUUUAUCAAGAUAAUUAACCCUAGUCAAGAAGAGUAAUUCAUACCAAAACCUCUGUUAUUUGUACUUAAAAAUAGUCGAGGCAGAAAUUAAUAAAUUGCUACUAAAUCUUCAUAUAGCAAGCUAUAUGCUCAAUUCAGGCCCAGUCAUGAAUCCUGAAAGAACAGUCAAUAAAAACAUGGAUUCUGACCACUAGGAUUACACCUGUUAGCACAAUGUGUAAUGAAUCUCUGGGAGAUAGAAUCCAAGACAUUUAAACAAAGUUUCAAUAACUCUCUUUAUCUUAUCAAUCUAACUCAUUGAUACUUACACUAAUAAAUAGAGAUUUUGUGUAGAAAAAGUAAUUCUACAAAGUGUUCAUUAAUCCCUACUCAUUAAGGUUGGCAAACUAGUCCUGUAACCUUUAGCUUGUCAAAAUUUAAAAAUUCUAGUGACUAAUCCUUCCGGUUUGCUCUAAAAAUAUUCAGAAGUCAAGCUAAUUUACACAAAAAUGAGACUAUCUAAUUAGUUUAGCAGAGCCAUCUCCUGAAUGGGUUUAGACAAAAAAUUAAGGAUCAUAUCUUAAUUUUCAAGUUAAACUUCGCAAAACAUCCCUCAAGUGUUUUACUGUUUUAAUAACUUCCAGUAUGAAACCAGCUUGACUCCAAAUGCCUACUACUUCUACCACAAAACUAGUCAAUUUUACGUAAAGCAAAACAAGAGCAUCAAUAAAAAAGGCUCAUAUAAAACAGUUCUGCUGUAAAUAUUAUAAAUCUCUGAUCAACUUAACGUAACUUAAACUGCCCCUCU
Moneuplotes crassus is the source of this 1455-nucleotide messenger RNA. NCBI's taxonomy places the organism in Eukaryota, Ciliophora, Spirotrichea, Euplotida, Euplotidae. The record is from the annotation of a GenBank genome assembly.